AGUUGACGCUUCCAAGAUGGCACUGAAAGUAAGUCUUUUUUUCCAAAUCUAUGUUUUGAUUAAAAACUAAAAAUUACUGUUGUUAUUUAUUAAGUUUUAUUAUGAUAUUUAUUUGCGGACCACAAGAUCUGAUACCCUACAGUUUCAUUAAUAUGGAGGAGUGAAAGGCUCUUUAUUAGCAUCAACAAUUUGAUGUAAUUAUUUUCGAUGUAAUUGUUUACCCCAUUGAAACAGCCGUAGAAGUUUUUAAGUUAUGAUAUUUUUUUUUCAAAAAUGUUAAACUUUAAAUGACUCUCCUGUAAAGCUGUAAAAAUGUCGCUUAACACUCGGUCAUCCCUCAAAAUGGUCCACUCUGGAAACUGUUUUCAAGGCAAAUUUUCGAAAUGAUGAUCAUAGUUAUCUGACUCGACGGUACAGUAGCUGGCAGCCUAGCUGUCAGGUCGAAUAUUUUGGUUUCGAGUCGGACAUUGAGCAAAAAUUCUAGUGUGACAAAUUGGCUCUCAUUGCGUAAUAUACAUAUAUGUAUAUUUAAAACUUAUGUACAUUACACAUGUGUUUCCCGAGCGCUAUGACAUGUCCUUCUUCAAACGAGGCUUGUGGAGAGUAUUAAGCGGUAGGCAGCGGCUUGGCUCUGCCCCUAGAGCAUUGCCCCCCUGGCAUUGCUGAAGUCCAUGGGCAACGGUAACCACUCACCAUCAGGUGGGCCGUAUGCCCGUCUGCCUACAAAGGCAAUAAAAAAAAAAAAGAACAUGAGUAUGUAUUUCAGUCUCUAGUUUAUAUAUAGAGGUAAUCCUAGUUUGGGACCAAAUGAUAUCCUUUAUUACCGAUUCUUACCGUCAUUAUUAAUUUUAAAGUGGUUAUCGAAAUCACAGACAACACUACCUCAAAGCCCAUAACACAGCCACAUUCUAACCUUACCUAGCCGAUGAUAAAUAAAAUUAGUGAUCGUUUAUACAUAUUUAAAUUAAAUGUCAAUAUCCCGCGAUAAUUAAACUUUAUAUAUAACAUUCCUCUUCAACGACUCAUAUAAUCAACUCAGUCAACUGUCGAUAACUUCAUAACAUGUAUAAUUUAUCUUUUCAGAUUACUUGCUCUAUUUUGGCUGUACUUGCAGUAGCACAAGCCUUCCCUCAUGGCAGUAGCGAUGUUGAUGGAAGCGGUGAAGUCGAAGCUGUAGCAGGAACUCUAAAAAAAGGCUUUGGUUUUGGAGGAUACGACAAUUCUGGUUUUGGUCAUAGCGGCUUCGGCAGUUUUGGUCAUGAUUCCGGAUUUGGCGGCUUUGGAAAUCGCAACCCUGGAUUCGAUAGUUUCGGUCGUGACUCUGGGUUCGGUGGCUUUGGACGUGACUCCGGAUUCGGAAGCUUCGGACACGAUUCUGGAUUUGGACACCACGACUCUGGAUUCGGUAGCUUCGGGCAUGACUCCGGAUUUGGACACCAUGACUCCGGAUUUGGACACCAUGAUUCCGGAUUUGGACACCAUGACUCCGGAUUUGGACACCACGACUCCGGAUUCGGUAGCUUUGGUGACUCCGCGCUCGACAGUUUUGGCAAAGACAAUGCCGGACACGUAAAGGAUAUUUCCAGUUUAGCAGACCAUGGUAUAGACGAAGAUAAAAUCGAAAAGGGCCUUGAAGGCAUUGCCACUUCAUUGGGUGGUAUCGGCACUGCCAUUGGUGGUGCCCUCACCUCAAAUAUCGCAAAUGGCCUCAGACACUGAUCUAGGCAUGUCAACACAAUUUGUUUAACAGCUUAGAGCUCACGUGUUGUAUAAACAAUGUUGUAUAAUAAAUUUAAUUUUAAAAUGUA
Bombyx mori (domestic silkworm) is the source of this 1808-nucleotide messenger RNA. RefSeq names its product cuticular protein glycine-rich 16 (gene CPG16). Lineage: Eukaryota; Metazoa; Arthropoda; Insecta; Lepidoptera; Bombycidae. The coding region runs from base 1063 to 1719 and encodes 218 amino acids. The transcript is spliced from 4 exons. The record is from RefSeq and is a predicted model, not a curated record.